Molecule: messenger RNA, 2037 nt
Organism: Oryza sativa Japonica Group (Japanese rice)
Lineage: Eukaryota; Viridiplantae; Streptophyta; Magnoliopsida; Poales; Poaceae
Product: omega-6 fatty acid desaturase, chloroplastic
Biological process (GO): lipid metabolic process
Molecular function (GO): omega-6 fatty acid desaturase activity
Source: RefSeq, a predicted model, not a curated record
UUAUACAGGGCCGCGGUCGCGCCGUCGCGGCCGCACCAGCCACCACAAGCAGCCGUCCUGGGUCACACCCGACCUGUCCCGGCCGACCCCACCGCUGCGAGCUGCGGCGCGCGCAAGCGGGAUUUACAGCCACCCACACCACCAAGGCACCAACGCAUCCAUCCAAACCGCCGCCCGCCGCCGCCCGGCGUCGUCGUCGUCUCCACGCUCCCUCGCCACCGCGCGCCCUCCCGGCCUAGCCCGCCGGGCCCCGCUGCUACCAGAGAGGGCGAUGGCGACGGCGAGCGGCGUCUCCACUCCCCUGCAGCUCCCCUCCACGCGGCGGGUGGGCGGCUGCUGCUCCCGCCCCGGCAGCCCGGCCCCGGGCAAGAACGCGUUCCCGCGGAGAGCAGCCGGUGGUGCCCCGGCAGGUACAUUUUUUUUGAAGAGAGAUUCUGUAUAUAAAGGACAGAGUUGUCAUCAAUUUUUACCAUUGAAACAAAGCGGAAGGUUGCAAGCAGCAGUUCUGCCUGUUACUCCACCUUUGUUAGAUGAUGAAGAAAAACGGAAGCAAAUGUGUGAAGAUUAUGGAUUCAAACAAAUUGGAGAACAGUUGCCAGAUAAUGUUACUCUUAAAGAUGUAAUGGAUAGUCUGCCUAAAGAGGUAUUUGAAAUCGAUGAUCUAAAAUCUUGGACUUCUGUUUUAAUAUCAGUUACUUCUUAUGCUCUUGGUAUUUUCUUGAUAUCAAAAGCUCCCUGGUAUCUUCUUCCCUUAGCCUGGGCAUGGACUGGUACAGCAGUUACGGGGUUCUUUGUCAUAGGUCAUGAUUGUGCCCACAAAUCAUUUUCGAGGAAUAAGCUGGUGGAAGAUAUUGUUGGAACUCUAGCUUUCUUGCCAUUGAUAUACCCCUAUGAACCUUGGAGAUUUAAGCAUGACAGACAUCAUGCCAAGACAAACAUGUUGAUAGAAGAUACUGCAUGGCAACCCGUUUUUUCAAAGGAGUUCAGAACAAAUUCCUUACUGAGGAAAGCAAUGAUAUUUGCUUAUGGUCCUAUCAGGCCAUGGAUGUCUAUUGCUCACUGGUUAAUUUGGCACUUUGAUCUAAAAAAAUUCAGACCAAAUGAGCUCCCAAGGGUGAAAAUAAGCUUAGCAUCUGUGCUAGCGUUCAUGGCAAUUGGAUGGCCACUGAUUAUUCUCAAAUCAGGAAUAGCUGGAUGGUUCAAGUUCUGGUUCAUGCCAUGGAUGGUUUAUCACUUUUGGAUGAGCACCUUUACGAUGGUACAUCACACUGCUCCUCAUAUACCAUUCAAGACAUCAGAAGAGUGGAAUGCUGCACAGGCACAAUUAAACGGCACAGUUCACUGUGACUAUCCUCGGUGGAUAGAGAUACUUUGUCAUGACAUAAAUGUACAUGUUCCACACCAUAUUUCUCCAAGAAUUCCAAGUUAUAACCUUCGUGCUGCCUAUGAUUCCAUAAAACAGAACUGGGGCAAGUACAUCAAUGAAGCCAGCUGGAACUGGCGCUUGAUGAAGACAAUACUGACUAAAUGCCAUGUUUACGACAAGGAUAGAUACUAUGUUCCCUUUGAUGAGGUUGCGCCUGAGGAAUCCCAACCAAUUAAAUUCCUCAAGAAGGUCAUGCCAGAUUAUGCAUGAUGAAAUCAAUACUGUUGGCUGGUGUUUGCAUAGAGAAACAAUCACAAUUACUUAGUGAGUCACAUCCUAAAUUCUAACUAGAACGGCACAUGCCCGAAAUUUUGACUGCAAAUUGCUUUGUUGGAUUGUGUUACACGGCUUCAGAGCGGUUGCCAAAAGUUCAUUUAGAAGAAAGGCUGUCAGAAGUUAUCCUAUAAAUUUAAAAAUAGUGCGCUUCCAAACCAAGCGCCUUUUUCAGUUGUUCGGUACAUCAAAUAUGUAUUGUAUACCUUGGAGGCUUGGAAUAUAAAUAUGGGCACGCUAGUGCUACAGCCAUUUGCUACUGAUGUACCAGCAACCAUUGGUUUGUACCUUGAUUAAUUCAUGACGAUGGUCUAAUUCUGUUGUCCUCUUUUUGCAAA